AUGGUGUUAGAAGAGCCCCCGAUUGGUGGAAAGAAAUCCCGGAAUAUAGAAGACAUAUGCUCAGCAGUACGUCGUACAGAUACCGCCAUGUUUAUCAAUGUGUCGUACGAGGCGACGGACACGACUGAUACGAGGCGACUGACUGAUAACGAAAUAGCUGUUGACCGCGACUUCGUCUGCGUAUAUAGAAAAUAUAAAGAACAGAUUGGGCGUGAAAGACACGCUCUAGAAAUUAAACUGUUUUGUCAUCUAUCAUCUGGAGCUGAGCCACCUAUAGAAUCUGAUAUACCAUUUUUUUAUGGCACUGUGUUUGGAAGUAAGUAUGACUGGCAAUAUGUUGCUAAAAGAAAAACUUCAAAACAACAAGCAUUGAAAAAUGGUGCAUUACCUUGGCCUCGUGGAAAAAUGCUCGGCGGUUCGAGUUCCCUCAAUGCUAUGUUUUAUGUCAAAGGAAGAGAUUAUGACUAUCAAACUUGGUCAGAUGCAGGCAAUCCAAACUGGUCACCUGAAAAUGUAAACAAAUAUUUUAAAAAGGCUGAGUGCUUUGAAGAUAUGCUACUAAACAAUGACCCUACAAUAUAUAAAACAUAUGGUCACGAAGGCCCGCUUGUUGUUAACAGCUUUAAUAGUACAUUCAAAGAACUAACAGAUAAAGUGAUAGACUCUUGGGAAGACAUUGGAAUCAAGAAGGUACCAGAUUUCAACUCGGCCAGAUUUCAAGGGUAUGGAUUAUCGGGAUUAGCAAGAGUAACUGCACAAAAUGGGCAGAGGGAAAGCACAUACAAGGCUUAUUUAAAUAGAUUGAAUGAUAGGAAUAACUUAAAAAUUGUUACCAACGCUUUUGUUACUAAAAUUUUAUUCACAGAUAAUGCAACAGCCUAUGGUGUUGAGGUUGAUAUAAAUGGCGAACAAAAAAGAUUUUUGGUUAAAUAUGAAGUAGUUCUCAGUGCUGGAGCUAUUAAUACACCUCAAUUAUUAAUGUUAUCUGGAAUCGGUCCCAAGGAGCAUCUUCUAUCUAAAAACAUUUCAAUUAUCGUUGAUUUGUCAGGUGUUGGCAGAAAUUUGCAAGAUCACAGUUCUCUUCUUUUUCCAAUUUACGGAAAUGAACCUGGAUCCGAAAAUAAACUUGAGCAAUCGUUCGAAGUGGCAAAAUAUCUAUAUAAUAAAACUGGGUAUUAUGCAAAUGGACUAAUGACAGACAUAAUGGCUUUCUUUUCUCGUAGUGAUAAUAUGACAUAUCCAGAAUUCCAAACCCAUCACGCAGUGUUCUGGCAAAAUUCGUCAAUCCUACGAAGGUUCUUGAACACAUUUAAAGAUGAUGUAAUUGAUUCUAUCACAAGAUAUAAUUCUUAUAACGGAUUAUACCUCUUUUUAUUACACCACUUACACCCAUUUUCAAGAGGAAAAAUUUAUUUAAAUUCAUCGAAUCCUUACGAUCAUCCAAUUAUAGAUGCCAAUUAUUUUGAUGACGACAGGGAUGUUCAAGCAGCAGUCGAUGGCAUAAAGGUGCUUUCCAAGUUGGUGAACACUACUUACUUUAGAUCUAUUAAUGCCUUCAUUCCUAGAAUUGACAUUCCAGAGUGUAAUCAAUACGAAUUCUUAAGUGACCUUUAUUGGAAAUGUUACGCAUUACAGACGACCGGUACAGUAUACCAUCCCGUAGGUACAGCAAAAAUGGGACCAGACCCAAAAGAUUCAGUAGUAAAUAACUUUUUAAAAGUUCAUGGUGUCCUAGGUUUACGAGUUAUAGAUGCUAGCAUAAUGCCAUUUAUAACUAGCGGUAAUACUAAUGCACCCACAAUAAUGAUUGGAGAAAUGGGCUCCGAUAUGAUUAAGGCAGAGUAUUCUGCAAAUAAUCCAUAA
Messenger RNA from Pararge aegeria (speckled wood butterfly), 1863 nucleotides. RefSeq names its product glucose dehydrogenase [FAD, quinone]-like. Lineage: Eukaryota; Metazoa; Arthropoda; Insecta; Lepidoptera; Nymphalidae. Bases 1 to 1863 code for a protein of 620 amino acids. The transcript is spliced from 5 exons. The record is from RefSeq and is a predicted model, not a curated record. Gene Ontology annotation, molecular function: flavin adenine dinucleotide binding; ecdysone oxidase activity.